Puntigrus tetrazona (Sumatra barb) is the source of this 1461-nucleotide messenger RNA. It is a transcript of the gene ftsj1, whose product is annotated as FtsJ RNA 2'-O-methyltransferase 1. NCBI's taxonomy places the organism in Eukaryota, Metazoa, Chordata, Actinopteri, Cypriniformes, Cyprinidae. The coding region runs from base 169 to 1137 and encodes 322 amino acids. Gene Ontology annotation, biological process: cytoplasmic translation; tRNA methylation. The transcript is spliced from 11 exons. Gene Ontology annotation, molecular function: tRNA methyltransferase activity. Gene Ontology annotation, cellular component: cytoplasm. The record is from RefSeq and is a predicted model, not a curated record.
AAUUACAUUUUAUUACACUAAUGGUAUUGGUUAGCGGAUAUUGUGGUAGUGUAUAACAGCUAGCGUUAAUAAUUGUUACUAACUGAGCAACAUAGGUGCUGUCGAUAAAGCGCAGAAGCGAUUCAUUUUAAUUAAGAACAGUUAACAGAAUAAGUGAGUGAAGGAAAAAUGGGGCGCUCAUCCAAAGACAAACGCGAUAUCUACUACAGGCUGGCGAAGGAGGAGGGCUGGAGAGCGAGAAGUGCCUUCAAACUCCUGCAGCUGGAUGAGGAGUUCAACCUUUUUAAAGGUGUUAGUCGUGCUGUGGAUCUGUGUGCUGCACCUGGCAGCUGGAGUCAAGUUCUGAGCCGCAAACUCCGUGUAAAAGACAAGAGUGAAGACGUGAAGAUUGUGGCGGUUGACCUUCAAGCAAUGGCCCCUUUGCCAGGUGUCACGCAAAUUCAAGGAGACAUCACCAAGAUUUCUACAGCACAGGAGAUUAUUCGACAUUUUGCAGGACAGUCUGCAGACUUGGUUGUGUGUGACGGAGCCCCUGAUGUUACAGGUCUUCAUGAUGUAGAUGAAUACAUUCAGGCACAGCUCCUGUUGGCGGCUCUCAACAUCACCACACAUGUUCUCAAACCAGGUGGAAACUUUGUUGCAAAAAUCUUCAGGGGGAAAGAUGUGACCCUGCUGUACUCCCAGCUUAAGAUCUUCUUCAGCUCUGUAACCUGUGCCAAACCACGCAGCAGCCGCAACUCUAGCAUAGAGGCAUUUGUGGUGUGUCAGAAUUACUCUCCACCUGAAGGUUAUGUCCCCAACAUGUCUAAUCCUUUACUGGAUCACUCUUACGAUGUCGACUUCAACCAGCUAGAGGGGCCAAACCGAAUAAUAGUUCCUUUCCUUGCUUGUGGAGAUCUCAGUGCCUUUGAUUCGGAUAGAACUUACCCACUUCAGCUCGAUUCUAGUAAAGAGUACCAGUAUUUACCGCCCACCCAACCUCCGAUUCAGCCACCGUACCAGCAAGCCUGUCAGCUCCACAAGAAUAACUUGUUAGCCAAAGAGGACUCGCCUUCUGGCGCUCUUGACUCCCUGUCUGCUUUAGAUCUCAACAAAAGUCCAGAUACAGACUCGGGCACAUCAGGAACUUCCCAUUAAUUACUGAUUUAAACAUUUUCUGUUAAAAUGGUUUUAUUGUUUUAUCAAGAUUGAUCAACUUCUAUUUAUAAGAUGCUCCGAGACGAUGAGACGUUUUGUACCUUUGUUUUAAAGUCAUAAACUAUUAAGAAUGACCAACCGUCAUACACUUAAAGGUACAAUUUGUGUAUAUUUAGUUGAAAGUGUUGGUUGAUUAUAAUGUAGUUUCUUUUAUGUAUUUUAUUGGUUCUGUGACUUUUACAGCACAGAGAAACUACCUUGAGUUUGAACUUUUAACCACAGCUCCACAUGUUAAUAAAAUGCACAUAGCCAAAUUUACCAUGA